AUGCCAACAUACCUCUUACUCCUCCUCUCGAAAUCCAAAGAGUCCUUCACACCAAGGAUGCCUCCAGCAAACGCAGCAGCCAUAUCACGCGUGCUGAAAGAUAUCGCCAAUUUCAGCCCUCCUCUUCUCACUCGCCCUGCCCAACAAACCUACCUCACCAAACUGACCYCUGAGCAUAAAUUCACUUACUACAGCGCCACAUAUGGACACACAAUCCACGACGCAGCUUCGUUGAGAAAAGUGCUAGCGAAUACGAUGAGACAUCAUCCGAAUCCCGAAUUUGGGAUCGCGGGAGGGAAUGCCGCUGUUGAUACGUUGUUCCAGUUUGGUUGUGAGAUGUUGGAGCCUGGGUAUGUCGAUGAGGUGAUGCGAGCUGGAUUGGAGGCAGUUGUUGAGAGGCGGGAGGAGGAGGAGGAGGAAGAAGAAGAGUCGAGUGAGGAUGAACUGGGUGAGACAUCGGUGGGGGAUAAAAACAGCGGGCAUGCCGAUGAGGACUUUGUCCCUGUGGGAAAGCGUUUGCGAAAGCGCGGACCACCCGGUCCUCACAAGCGCAAGAUCUCAACGUCGAGCUCGGAGGAGAGUUCCUCUUCGAAGGAUAGAGAAUGGCAGGAUCCUCCGCGCAAGAUGAUCAAGCGGAAGCACGCAAUAUGCUCCGUUCUUGCAACUUCUCCUUCUUGUGGAAGCAAGCCAGAGGGUGGAACGARGACGCUGGACCAUCGGCGGCGGUCACAUGUCGGCGAAUACCGCGUCGUGAGCCAUCUGCAGCGGGAUGCAGAGUGUGGCCGAGCUGAAGCGGAGACCGUGUGGGAUCAGCAUCAAGGCUGUCGGCGGCUAUCGGUAGUGGCUGGUCAUAGUAGUCAACCGCGACAGGUUGAGCAGUCGAGCCUUCAACAAGCGCAGAGCAGCUUUGGUCAGUCGGAUCACGCAAAGCUGCGUGAAGCAGUCGAGAGGCUGAACCGUCGAGUGCAAACCGCGAUCGUACAGCUCUGGGAUGAGAUUGGAGAUGUGCGGUGA
Messenger RNA from Ramularia collo-cygni, 1014 nucleotides. RefSeq lists its product as uncharacterized. The transcript has a single exon. Lineage: Eukaryota; Fungi; Ascomycota; Dothideomycetes; Mycosphaerellales; Mycosphaerellaceae. The record is from RefSeq and is a predicted model, not a curated record. The coding region runs from base 1 to 1014 and encodes 337 amino acids.